AUGCCAGAAAUAAUAGACCUCCUAUCCUCCGAUCCUCCUAUCCCACCAAAGCCCCAACCGCCAAAGCCGCAACAGCCAGCCGAACUCCCAUCGCGAGGUCCAUCCCACCAGCUCAUUCCGAUUUCGUCAGACCCGUUCGAUACAUCUAUUUUCGAUUACGAUGACGUUUUCGACAAGCCCGCCAAGAAACGGCGAGUGAGCGAUGAAGACACUUCUCUGCGACAAAGCACCACGCCAAACGAACCUCGAGCUCCAGCUUCUGCGGCAGAGCCUUGGUUCUCGAUCUCCGACGACGAUUUUGACCUACCGCCAGUAAACGCUGCGGCGCAGAAGGAGCCAUCCCAAUCGCGCGUGGAAGAGUCGGAUCCAAUUGUCUUUACCUCUUCGGCCCCAGCUGCUUUGCCAAAGCCCCCGCGGAAAUCGCAGCUUUCAACCCGGGAUAUCAUUGCGCUUGAUGGCGAUGACGUAUUAACGGACCCCAUGCCUCCGCCCUCGAGUUUCCGAGGGCGUAGUGAUAUUGAUGAAUUCAGCGAUCCGUUCGCGCUGCCGGAGUUUUCUGACCUAUUGAAAAAGCCUACUGCCUCAACUCCUAUUUUCUCUGAGUCGACUGCUCGUCUACUAUCUCGCCUUAGCGAGGAACAUACUUCAGGCCCCAAGACAAAGUCUGGUACUCGAAAACAGAAAGGCACCAGCUUGAAACCUGCGCCUGCGGAGGUGCUCUCCGACGACGACAUUGAUGAACCAGCAGCACCUCGGAAGACAACAAAGAAGACAACAAGCAAGCUUACCACUGCUGAAAAGGAAGCAAAGGCCAAAGCACGCGAAGAGGCAAAGCUACAGCGAGAACGAGAACGCCAGCUCGAGAAAGAGCGCAAGCUGAAACUCAAAGAAGAGAAAGCGAAAGAGAAACAACGGGCAGCCGAUAUCGCGAGCGUCAACAAGCUGAAAGUGAACAAAAAGGAUUCAACACCAGAGAUGAUCAUGGACAUGUCUACAUCUCUGGAAGACAGCAGCGUCGGCACUCAAACCGUCGAGUUCAUGAAACGCCUCGGCGUCGAACAUACAUUCUUCACAAGCGCAAUUCCAAACGUAGUAAAAUGGCGUCGCAAAAUGAACGCCACGUACAACAGAACCCUACGAUACUGGGAACCCUGUCCACCCUUCAUCCAAAAAGAAGACCACGUCCUGUGCCUAUUACCCGCACAGCAAUUCAUCAACAUGGUCACCCCACAAGACAACACAGAAAGAGAAACGCUAGAAAUCCACGUCCUCCGAAUAAAAAGCGCCUACCCAGAUUGCAAACCCAUCUACCUAAUCGAAGGCCUGAAUGCUUUAAUGCGCAAAAACACAAACGCACGAAACAGAGCCUUCCAAGCCGAAGUCCUGCGCCAACUCGCCGAAACCACUACACCACCAGACGAAACAACAACCCGCAAACCCCGAAAAAAGAAAACACAAGACACAACACCCCUCGUCGACGACGAGACUGUCGAAGACGCUCUCCUCGAACUGCAAGUCACACACUCAUGUCUCAUCCACCACACGACAACGCCAGGUGACUCCGCAGAAUGGAUUAAGAAUUUCACCGAGCAUAUCUCGACAGUCCCGUACCGUCGUGAACGACAGGAAGCCCACAAUGCUGCAUUCUGUAUGGAUACGGGACAAGUGAAGACCGGUAUCGACAAGCAGGAUACAUUCAUCAAGAUGAUUCAGGAAGUCAAUCGCGUGACGGCUCCUAUGGCAUACGGAAUUGCGGGACAAUAUCCCUGUGUUGCGGAUUUGACCCGUGCAAUGCGGAUGAAUGGCGCUAUGAUGCUAGAGGAUAUCAAGAAAUGCGCGAACAAAAAUGGAUCCUUGACGAAUGCGCGUAUUGGACCUGCUGCGAGUAAGCGGCUGUACAAAGUGUUCACUGGACUUGAUCCGAGUUCAACGGACAUUUAG
Molecule: messenger RNA, 1941 nt
Organism: Penicillium griseofulvum
Lineage: Eukaryota; Fungi; Ascomycota; Eurotiomycetes; Eurotiales; Aspergillaceae
Exons: 2
Coding region: 1-1941 (646 amino acids)
Biological process (GO): replication fork processing; resolution of meiotic recombination intermediates; mitotic intra-S DNA damage checkpoint signaling
Cellular component (GO): Holliday junction resolvase complex; nucleus
Molecular function (GO): nuclease activity; DNA binding
Source: RefSeq, a predicted model, not a curated record